UUACUAUUUACAUUAACUCAACUUUUUAAAAAAAUAAAUUUCAUUGAUUUCUUUCAAUCUUCUUUCGAUGUUUCUUUGGUGCAAAAUAACUUCUCACAGAUUUUUCAUCCUUCUAAAGCAAAUUCAAUGAAAAGUGUUAUGAGCGCUAAUCAUAUUAUAAAACGCUUCAUGUCGAGUAUUUUCCUAGAAUACGGCAUGAGAAAUAUUGCAAAAGCGGAUUCUAAUUCUAUUACCUCUCGCGGUCUUUUUAUUUUAAAUCAUCAAAUACGAUUGAUCAUUACAGAUUUGUCCAUUUGGUUUUAUGACAAAUACUUUUCUUCAACAUAUUUAAGUUAUUCCAUGGUUUUUACAUCUCUCUAUAUCGUUUCGUAUAACAUUCAAAGUUUUUCAGCUGAAGCAAAAACUGCAUUACAGUGUCCUUAUUUACACGGACAAUUUUUGUCAACUUUUUUAUCAUUUGCUCACCUUUUGUGUCAUCAAUUAAAUUCAAAAAACUCAUUAAUAAGUCAGUGUGUGGUACGAGUUGGACAAUACUCAAAAGGUAACCCAAAAGAUUAUUUAAAUUGUGCCCAAAAAAAUUUCGAAAAAUUGAUUGAUACCCUCAAUUCGUCGGUAAAACAAAAAAAAAAUAUAAUGGCAUUAAAUACUUUGAGCAGUACUUACACUCAUGGAGAUUGUCCUUCAUGGCAAACUGAUGAAACAAUUAUUAGUCUAAAGGCUAUUCAUAAUCAAUUUGUGUCUUGUUUUUCAGCAUUUCACGACUCUCCUUUAAGAUUUUUUAAUAGUAAUUUACAUUUAUUAAUUGUAUCAUUAUGGGAAACGUGUGUAAACGUAUCAAUUUCGUCUUUACAAAACUAUCAAGUAUUAUCUUCUCAUAAAUGUGUAUCUUUACUGAAUGACAUUUAUUCACCUACCGAACUUAAAGAUACCCAACACCAUUGUCAUACUGAAAACGAAAUAGUUGAUAACGCAAAGGUGGACACGGAAAAGGUUAGCAACAAGCCACAAGCAUGUAAUCCAAUAGUUGGUAUAACUCUUUCAAUAUCAGCUGUUAUUUGUUCUUUAAUGAAUGUUUCAAUUGAUUUGAACAUUGAUGAAAAUGUGGUUCAAAGUUCACGUUAUGUCCGUUCAGUAUUAGAAUCUUUGAAAUUUAUAAAACGACUCAAUGGAACUUAUAAACUGCAGGUUGAAGCGUUUCAACAAUUUCUAUUACAAUCCGAUAGAAUCUUUAAAAUUUACUCUAACUGGCUUCUAUUACUUUCCCAAUAUUCUUAUAACAGCAGCUGUUUCUUUCACCAUCUUUCCAUGUUAUUAGUCUACGUAAAAUGUUUUACUGGAUUUUCCGAUACUCAUCAAUUUAACGAAAGUACCGAUCGUUUGAUCAAGGAUAUGAGUAUACAUAUGUCUGAUAUUUUAAGUCAAUUCUUUUUUCACGAACGAACCCCAAAAACCCACCCAAUAAUUUACUCGGCCAGCAGCGACGUUCAAAAAGUAGUAUUUUAUAUCUGGAAUACUCUAAAUUUUUUAGUCUUAGAUAAAAACAAUUAUUCUCAAAAACAUAUGUCUGUAUGGUCGCCUUUAAUCACUACGUUAAAUAUGAAACAACUAUCUAGCGAUGUUGUCAUGUGUAUAAAUGAUACAUUAGCGUAUUAUAAAAUAUCCUCUCAAAAAUUAAAGCCAUCCAUUUUCAUUGAAAAUGUUUAA
Hylaeus volcanicus is the source of this 1704-nucleotide messenger RNA. RefSeq lists its product as uncharacterized. Lineage: Eukaryota; Metazoa; Arthropoda; Insecta; Hymenoptera; Colletidae. The record is from RefSeq and is a predicted model, not a curated record. Bases 127 to 1704 code for a protein of 525 amino acids. The transcript is spliced from 2 exons.